AUGACUACUACACUACUAAACACACUAGCCCUGGAGGUGAAUCAGUUUGACACAAGUGGUCAAGAGAGCCUCAAUGCAUUACUCGAAGAUUCAAGCAACUUCUUACAACUGUUGAAAGAGUUGGAGUCUGAUUUAGAAAAAGAAAUAAAUGUGGAGCAAGGGGAGCCACAGGUGCAAAAUGGUAAUAGUCGUAAAACCACUAAAGAACAAAUUAGUGGGUUACUGAAGCAAAUGGAUAAUUGGUAUAAAGCUUCAAUAAAUCGACUCAAGACUUACAACACCGCCAAUAAUCGAUUUCUGAAGAAUGUGCUCAAUAAUAACAAGUUUGGUGUCAAUUUAGAUAAUGCUUAUAUAUACCCUUUGAACAUGGAUAGCUAUCCUGUGGAAGAUUUUGAUCUUGACGCAUCGUUGAAUGAAAUAGGUAUGGGCUCAAUCAAUCGGAUCCCACAGGAAUUAGAAAACAAGAGUAUUAGGCAGGAGAAUCGACAAGAGUUGAUUAAAGCUAUAAUCUUGCAUUUGCUAAAGAUUGGCCAAAGCAAUAUUGUUCCCACCAUGGUGAAGCAAUUGUUAAAUGACCCUACGAUAUCAGUAGACGAGGAGCUAGCAGAGAAGUUCAAAUUGCUCAACCUGAUUGUUGAUGAUAUUUGCAUUCGCCACGACUUGACUCAUGCUUUGGGUUGGUUUGAAACUAAAUUCAACGAACGAGCUAUCGGGAAAGUGCCUUUGAUUGAAAGAAGUGGGGCUUUGAGUGAAGUCGAAUUCAAAUUCCAUAUGCUUCAAUUUAUUAUUUUAUUAAAUGGGAAGGAGCUGAAAUUUACUUCCAAUGAUGCAUUAGAAGCAUAUUUUUACUCACGAGAUCACUUUAGUAAGUUUUUGAAGGAUUACCUUAAUGAACUAGCGCCAUUGAUGUCGUUAAUUCUUUUCAACUCAGAUUCAGGAAUUGAAAACUUUUCACGCCAGAAGCAUAAGGAAACUGCUAUAAAUAACUUUAUUGAAAAGUUGAAGCAAGGGUUUUCUAUAGAGGCUGAAGAGGUUCUUAGCAACGGUCAUCAAAGCCAAGCAGAGUUUGUUUCCGAAUUGCUCAAUAGCUUCAAUAACGUCCAUGAAAAUGAGGAGUUGUUUGCUAAUUUGUCUCAUGAUUUUGUUGCCGAGUAUUGUAAGGACUUGAAGUUGUCCAGCGACUCAUCCUUAUUUCAAAGCGUUUUGGCAGGCCAUAUUUACCUACCAAGUUUUUACAAAUACAAUCUGAUUGAGUUAAAGAUGAAGAAGUUCAAUGAUAAGUCUCAACCCAGUCCAUCAGAGAAGGAUAUGUUGAACAACGUUGCGUCAUUUCAUUUUGAGUUGCCAUUUCAGCUACCAGAUUCGAACAGGUUUCUCUUCAGAAACCACCCCAUUUUCAUCUGUCCUGUUACACGAGAGCAAUCGAUACCACUUUCAGAGACUACAGAAGAGUCAAUAAUAGUCAAUACUGAUGCAAAUGGUCAACUUGUAUCAAGGAAGCGAAAGAUUGCCGUUGAUAAUCCACUAAACACACAAGUGGUUGCAUUGAAGUACUGUAAUCAUUUAGCAUUGAAAGAAAGUGUCUGGCACCUUUCGAAAAAGGGAAUUGAUGUUUUCAAAUGUCCUUACUGUUAUAAGAAGCAUAAAUUUACUGAUGCGGUAGAUGCCUACUUUAUAGAUUUAUAA
Messenger RNA from Lodderomyces orthopsilosis Co 90-125, 1686 nucleotides. RefSeq names its product ubiquitin-protein ligase. Gene Ontology annotation, cellular component: cytoplasm; GID complex; nucleus. Gene Ontology annotation, biological process: proteasome-mediated ubiquitin-dependent protein catabolic process. NCBI's taxonomy places the organism in Eukaryota, Fungi, Ascomycota, Pichiomycetes, Serinales, Debaryomycetaceae. Gene Ontology annotation, molecular function: ubiquitin-protein transferase activity. The coding region runs from base 1 to 1686 and encodes 561 amino acids. The transcript has a single exon. The record is from RefSeq and is a predicted model, not a curated record.